UUCUUUCCUUUGCAUGUAAAAACAAAAUAAUUUCACAAAAAGGAAAAACUACCAAAAUGAUUAAGAAUUGACCUUUUAAUUGACCUUUAGGACAAACAAAUGUUGUGCAAUAAUGUCUUUUACCUUUGUUUCAUAUUUCUCUAUUUACAGUCAUAAAAGCGCUCAGUACAGGUUUCAGCUGUCACUUAAGAAAGCAUCAAAAACAAACAAAAAUCAGUUCAGACUUGAGAAAAAAGAUCAUUGGUGCUGAAAGCAGGAGGAUUUACAAACGUAUCCCAGCAUUUCCAAGUGUCAAGAACCAGGGAACAAGCCUGGCAGAGGUGGGACGACAAAAUGUGUCUAAAGACCCCAGAACAACUGCCAAGAGACUAAUUAAGGACUUAGCUAGGUCAGGAAUUGUAGUCUGAAAGAAGACAACCUCUCGAUCUGGAAGGGAGAGGAACACAACCCAAAGAACACCAUCCCCACAGUGAAAUAUGGUGGUGGAAGUAUUAUGCUGGGGGGAGGCUUCACUGGGUCUGGAACUAGGAAUCUCCUCAAGGUGGAAAGAAUAAUGAAAGAAGGUGAAGAUUUUGAAGGAAAGCCUCCAGCAGUCAGCAGCCAGACUGGGUCUGGGUCAUCACUUUGUCUUCCAACACGACGACUCAAACAUCCGGCGCUUCUGGUGAAGAACGACCUUCAGAAGACCACAGUGAACGUUUCCGGCUGGCCUGCACGCCUGAAUCCCACUGAAACGGUGAGGGUGAACUGAAGCCUAGGUCUAUGGCAGAAGGCCAUCAUCUCUGCAGGAGCUUGAGAGAUUUGCUAAAGAAGAACGGCUGGGAUUCCUCAGGAGACGGGUCAGAGAAACAUGUUAGCAUCAGGGGGCUAAUCAGUUUUUUCUUUGUUUCCAAGUAAAUCGCAGUAAGCAUCCACAGUAAAGCUAGGAUGUGAGGAAAAGCUGUUAAAAUUCUUUCCUGUUUAACAGAACGUAGGAGAUGGGGGUGAAAAAAGGACUUUUUCAUGAAGAUGAAUGUGACAAAUAUGACAACCAACCAUACAUUUGCAGGGAAACAUGCUGAGGAGAGAAGUGCAACGUCCUCCUGCCUUUUGGGAGGGAGGCCGUCCUGCAAAGGGACUGAAUGAAAACCUUCCACAGAUAAAAUCACUUCAGCUGCAAAACUUGUGCUGAAAUUCCGUCUGCUUUAUAAAACUGUUGGACAUUGAAAUGUUUCCUGUACAAGGAUGUUGUUUUAUUUAUUGUGAAAAUAAAUAAUAAUUCAGUGUGUCAGUUUUAUGAGACAACAAACGCAACAUUUUAAAAACCAGGCGAGGUCUGAGAGAGGACAGGAACGUCCGCCACACGCUGCCUUCACAGCACAGUUGGCGCUCUGACUGUAUUUUCAGUGGAAGCUCAGACUUUUGUAUAUUUUUCUAAUUUAACUGAACGCUUUCUGACCUUUAUCAGGUAAAAAUGUUGACCUCAUGUUGAGCUCCAAAAGUGAAAAGCUGCGAAGCUUCAGCCGGACUAGAAAAGAUGUUUGGUCUGCUCACUGAUAGAAACUCUGGUUGUGAUUCUGCUGAGAGGAUGUGGAUGACUGUGAGGCCAUUACUGUGUCCACACACUGAAUGUUAAUUCAAUUUGCCGCUUCUGCUUCACUGGUUGGUUUUCUUGGCAGUUUUGAGGCUCGGCUGAAAACAUUUUUCUGUGCAGGAAAGGGCCGUAUUGUAUCCAGUAUGCCCCCAUUGCAAGGGCAGAGGGGCUUUUGUGUAGGAGGGCAGAGGCCACGAGGGGGGAGGAAACCCCCCAUGAAGACAUUGUACUUAACAUCACUAAAUACCUGAUGUGGUUUUGUCCUCAUUUCGUCUUCUUGUAUGAAGCUGUGGUUUCAUACGCAGAGACAGUUCCUCCUCGUCCUGUGGAGAAGAAGACCUGCAGUAAUGGAGUCAUAAGCUGGCAAACAAGCCUGGGAUCAGCAGCAGUCUGUGCCGAUGACUGCUUUCACGGGGGGUUUUCUCAGGACAAAUACAGAUUGUUGACGGCAGCCUUCUUGCCCUGCAGACCUCCUCUGCUCGUGGAUCUUUGUGCAGAGGAACGCCUCUUUGGUGGUUGAGACACGGACACUUAGGCAGGAGAUGCGGGUUCACUUGCCCUGCGUAGGGGCUUAUCCCGGGUUAAGCUGAGGGACUAACAGCAAAGCCUGCCUUCGCUCCAGCCGGUCUGAGGGCAGAGGGAGCCAUCUGUCCACUCCGGGGAUAACUGAAAACAAAGGGAGCAAACACUGAACAAAGACUACAAACUGAGGGCCACUCAUUUUGAUGAGGCCGAAAAAGAAGACGAAGACUUUGCAGAUCAGAGUGUUUACUUUAAACAUCUCAUAACACAGAGGAUGUCUGACAAGGAAGAAAUGGCUUCAGAUGGGAGUCUGAAUGUUACCCUGACUCUGAGGCUGCUCAUGCACGGAAAGGAAGUUGGAAGCAUAAUUGGAAAGAAAGGAGAAACAGUGAAGAAAAUGAGAGAAGAGAGCGGCGCCCGCAUCAACAUAUCCGAGGGAUCGUCUCCAGAGAGAAUCGUGACCAUCACUGGCCCCACAGAGGGAAUUUUCAGAGCCUUCUCCAUGAUUGCACAGAAGUUUGAGGAGGAUAUAACAGCAGCAAUGACAAACAGCAACGUGACAAGCAAGCCACCUGUGACUCUCCGUCUGGUUUUCCCGGGGAGUCAAUGUGGGUCACUGAUCGGGAAAGGAGGCUCAAAGAUCAAAGAGAUCAGAGAGACCACAGGCGCCCAGGUUCAGGUGGCCGGAGACAUGCUGCCAGACUCCACGGAGAGGGCCGUCACCAUCUCUGGCACUCCGCAGGCCAUCACUCAGUGUGUGAGACACAUCUGCUCUGUGAUGCUGGAGUCUCCACCAAAAGGAGCAACUAUUCCCUACCGGCCCAAGAUCCUUCCAGCUGGAGCCCAUGCGGUUUUGGCCCCGCAGCACUCUGCACACGCUUUUGCAAUUCCAGGGCAGUAUGCUUUUGCACAUCAAGAUUUGACCAAGCUUCACCAGUUGGCUAUGCAGCAUAUCCCCCUCCCUUCCCUUGGGCAGAGCAACCCUACCUUCCCUGGCUUGGAUUCCUCUGCCUCCACCAGUACACAAGAGCUGGCAAUUCCUAAUGAUCUUAUUGGCUGCAUAAUUGGAAGGCAAGGCAGCAAGAUCAAUGAGAUCCGACAGGUCUCUGGGGCUCACAUCAAAAUUGCCAGCGCCACUGAUGGCUCAGCUGUCCGCCAAGUCACCAUCACGGGUUCGCCGGCCAGUAUCAGCAUCGCCCAGUACCUCAUCAACGCCAGCUUAGAGAUGGCUAGAUACACCAUGCAGGCCGCUGCUUCCUCGACCCCCGUUGACCUGAACAUGAGCUUCUCCCAGUCUGCUUCCACAGGCUCUUCUGCUGCUUCUUCAAUGGCUGUCCUGGCAGCCCCCGCCCCGGCCCCCACCACCAUUAACGUCCACUCCCCCUCCACCUUAUCAGCAAUCCAAAACCCACAUUACGCUGUCCCCAUUUCCAGCCUGCUUGGCAUGAAAACGCUCCCCAUCCUGGCGGUCCAUCCGGCAGCCGCUUCCAGCCUAGCGCAGGGUUUAUCCCAGUACACGGCAAAAAUGCAGACGCCUGGCGGGAAAAAGUCUGACCGGCAGAAGUUUGCUCCCUACUGAUUCCAGUUUUAGGCGGGGUUUCUGUAGCUGACUCAAAUGAACAGAUGUCAGACAAGAUGAAACCCACAGACAGGUUGGAGUGUUUCUGUGUAGCAUUUGUUUUAUAAACUAUGUCAGGAAAACGUUUUCAAUGGAAGGAGACAGAGGAGAGAUGCACAUUACCUCAGUAUUUUUGAGGACAAUCGGUUAUUGAGGGGAACUCAGGCUUUAUUUGAAUCCAGGGAAAAAGAUAUUUGAAAUCCAGAGCUUUACACAAAAAGGUAAUUUAGAAAACAUCUUUUUCAUUUUCCUUCUUUUUUUAAUGUGUGGAAGUAGUUUCCUUAGAAAAGGCCAUCAUUGAUCCUUCUAAGUCCUGCUGAGUUGUUGCAGCAGACUAAAGAUGUUUGUGUUAGAAGUGUUUUUUCUUUUCAUGCGUUCCUCUUUCUUCCACUGUUGGCUCUCAUCAGUGUUUACAGGCUUGGGGGUUCGAUAGUAGCUGUGCUGGGAUUAUCUUAAAGCCACAAUGGAUUGGAGUGGAUUUCCCUCUUCCAGUAAUCCUGUAGAACCGGACCGGCCCGACUCAUUUACUGGUGUCUUGUUUGUUUUCCAACAUGAACAAGUGGAGGGCUUGGACUGAGCACUGAUGAGAGACUUUGAGGGACAUUUCAUGAAUGUGUUUUUUGAUGUGCGUCCAUCACUGGACAGAUUAAAUCUGUAAUAUUUGUAAAUUAAAUUGAAAUAAAUUCAUCUUUUUAUGGCUACAGA
Messenger RNA from Oryzias latipes (Japanese medaka), 4418 nucleotides. Its product is annotated as poly(rC)-binding protein 3. The record is from RefSeq and is a predicted model, not a curated record. Gene Ontology annotation, molecular function: RNA binding. Lineage: Eukaryota; Metazoa; Chordata; Actinopteri; Beloniformes; Adrianichthyidae.